Messenger RNA from Desarmillaria tabescens, 855 nucleotides. Its product is annotated as Alpha/Beta hydrolase protein. The record is from RefSeq and is a predicted model, not a curated record. Gene Ontology annotation, molecular function: serine-type peptidase activity. The transcript is spliced from 6 exons. The coding region runs from base 1 to 855 and encodes 284 amino acids. Lineage: Eukaryota; Fungi; Basidiomycota; Agaricomycetes; Agaricales; Physalacriaceae. Gene Ontology annotation, biological process: proteolysis.
AUGGCUGCAAGCCAGCGAACUGCCACGAAAAUCUCGAUUCCUCAUCCAAUUGAGCCUAAUUGUUCCAUUGUGGGCAUCCUAGAACAGCUGACACCGGACCAGCCAACCAACGGCAGGAAGAUCGCUCUGAUUCUCCAUGGUUCUGCGGGGCACAAGGACUAUCUGUUUCACAGGCAACUCGGACUCUGUCUUCCUUUAGACUCUUUUCGUUUUGAUUUUCGUGGGUGCCAUGAGACUCCCGGGACUUGGCGGCAACACGGUUUGGAGGACGAAGUGGUCGAUAUCAACGUUGUCGUCGAUUACCUCGCGAAAACGUUUGGAUAUAAGGUUGAUUUGAUCGUGGGGCACUCCAGAGGAUCUAUCGUUGCCAUCCGUUGGCUAUGCAUCACCGAAGCCGGGAAGAAGGUAUCAGGUUUUGUCAAUGUAUCUGGGCGGUACCGUAUGCAUAAGUGGGAAGAGAGCUUCCUUUCCCAAGGAUUUCAUAUCUGGACGCCCACAGUCGCGAGGAAGAUUCUCUCGAUCAAGAUUCAUCCAGAAGACGUUGAAAAUUUCUGCAAGUUUGAUACGUCAUUAGUUUGGGACAGAUUCCCUCAAGGCACUGAUGUCCUAACUAUACAUGGGCUAUCGGACACGCAGGUCCCGCCAUAUGACGCCGUUAUCUAUGCCAGGGCCUUGAGCAAUCGAGACCCGGGGACUCACUCGCUUCAUCUCAUGGAGCACGCAGAUCAUAAUUUUGUCGGACGACGAGAUGAGGUAGUUGCAACGAUUCUGGAAUGGUGGGAUGCUCACGAACGCAAGGAUCUCCAAUCAGGCAUUUGGAGAGGAACGGCAACGGAUCUUAGAGGCAAGAUGUAA